GUGCACCGCCGUCUGCAGAAGCCAGCCCCAGCACUGCUCGUAGAAAGAUGAAAACCAACCUUGAGCGCGCCUUGGAGGAUGUCGUCAACGUCUACCACCAGUAUGCCAUAAAGAAGCCCAUAGAUGACUACCUGAGCAAGAAUGAGUUCUCAGAGCUGCUGAAGGAGAAUGCCAAGUCCUUCCUCCAUAACACCUUGCCGCCUAACAUGUCCAUCGACGACUACAUAAGCAAACUCUUCGUCACAGCAGACCGCAACCACAACGGUCGCUUGAAGUUCACUGAGUUCCUGACCACGCUGAAUCUUGCAGUCAUUGAUGCCCACAAUAGGUCCCACCAGCAUCAUGGGAGCCACGACAAGCAUCCAGAUGCUGGUCAUGGCCAUGGCCAUGACCAUGGCCACGGUCCCCGCUAGUGAAGUGUUUUCCUGGGUGACUGUGCCCACGGGAUUGUGCUCUUCUAGCAGGAUCAUCCCUUCCGAUUGUCCACAAGCACAGUCAAACCCAUAAC
Molecule: messenger RNA, 508 nt
Organism: Phalacrocorax carbo (great cormorant)
Lineage: Eukaryota; Metazoa; Chordata; Aves; Suliformes; Phalacrocoracidae
Source: RefSeq, a predicted model, not a curated record